UUUCCCAUUUUUGACAUAUAAAAUAAGUGCAUAGUGAUUUUGAUUUUUAUUUCCAAGCAUUGUUGUAAUUCUAUGCAAUAAUUUAUAACAACAAUAAAGUACCUAUAGGGUAAUUUUACAAUUCUACUUAUGACAUAGAAGUGUUAGAUAAUAUGGGUGAUGUUAACGAUGAGUAUUACGGUGACGGGUCAAUGGAGACAUUAUCUGCACCCACUGAAGUCACCUAUAACUGGGUGGACAUCACGGAUGAAUUCUUCAAAAAUAUUAAAGAUCUCCAGCUUGGUGAAUUACUCCAUGAUGGACAUCUUUUCGGUUUAUUUGAGGCCAUGUCAGCCAUUGAGAUGAUGGAUCCCAAGAUGGAUGCAGGAAUGCUUUGUAAUCGGGGGCAUCCAAAGCCACUUAAUUUCCAGCAAGCUGUUGCUGCUGGCAAAUUAAAGAUAGAUGACUUGGAUCCGAGUGAGUUGAUUGGAAUCAUUGAUGCAACAAUGGCUUGUAUUGUCUCUUGGCUAGAAGGACAUUCGUUAGCACAAACUGUUUUCACGAAUCUCUAUUUACAUCAACCACAUUCAAUCAUUAAUAGACCGUUAAAAGCAUACUGCAUUGCUGUCUAUAAACUAUUGGAUUGUAUUAGAGAUUGUAUUAAUAAAGCACAAGUCUUUGAAGAGGAGGACUUCCAACCAAUGAGUUAUGGGUAUUGUCUGGGGUCGAAUCCUCAAUCAGUGAACACUUAUGAUGCUAGUCUUGAUGUUAAUGAGCAGAAAUGUAUAGCUUUGCUCAGAGAACAGGAGGAGGAGUUGAAUAAGAAAGCGAGAAGUUCUGAGGAUGAGGCCAAUAAUCUCUGGACAGCCUUGGCAGCAAGAAUAAGAUUUACUAGAAUGUUCUAUCAGGCUUUGUUGUUGAUAACGAAGAGGGAUUCCCAGUCCGGUGCGGAUUGUGUUGCAUUGUUGAACGGAUGUUCAGAGAUGAUGAAAGUUAUUAUAAAAACUGCCAGUAAAGGAACACAACCGCUAGAAAAUUCGGAUUCUCCCAAUGCGAUGGGUUUCGAGCCGAUGAUCAACCAGCGCCUGCUGCCGCCGACGUUCCCGCGGUACACGCGCAUCAAGCCCAGGAACGAAGCGCUGCAGUAUUUCGACGAGCUCAUAGCGAGGCUGCGGCACGCUUGGAAAAUUACAUCUUGUACGAAUUUUCAUACUGCUUUGGAUUUCUUCAUGGAAUUCAGUCGGUCGCGCGCGUGCAUCCUGUCGCGGUCGGCGCUGCAGCUGCUGUACCUGAGUCCGUCGCCCGCGAGCACGGCGUCGCUGGCGCAGGCGGGCGGGCCGCAUGCACCUCACGCGCCUCACGCGCCACACGCCUUCGCAGAUAUACUGCGGGAAUCGCUCAAAUCCUUCGUCAACCCGCCAGCGUUGACGUCUAGGUCGCCUGCGAUAUCUACGCCGCAGGCGCGCGAGUUCGUGGAGAACUUCCUGGCGCGGUGCGUGCGUCCGUUCGCGGUGCUGGUGCAGGUGUGCGGACACAACCGCGCGCGGCAGCGGGACAAGCUCGCGCUGCUGCUCGACGAGUUCGCAGCGCUGCAGGAAGAGGCGGAGAGUGUCGACGCGGUGGUGACCGGCGCGGCGGGAGUGGCGGGGGCGGGGGCGCGCGCCUGCUUCAGCACGUGGGUGCUGUACCACGUUCUACGUCUCAUGAUCGCAUACCUUCUCUCCGGACUCGAACUCGAGCUGUACGCGGUGCACGAGUAUCACUACAUAUUCUGGUAUCUGUACGAGUUCUUGUACGGAUGGCUGGUGUCGGCGCUGGGCCGCGCGGAGUCGCUGGCGGGGCUGGCGGGCGAGGCGGCGCGGCGCGCGGAGGGCAGGCGCGGCGGCGCGCGGCGGCAGCGCCGGCGCACGCGCCCGCACCACCGCGAGGGGCUCAUGUGCCAGGUCCUGCAGAACAUGUGCGGCGGCUUCUACAAGGCCCUGGUAGCGUUUAAGUUGCAAGGCAAGAUCCGCAUGCCGCAGUCGGAGUUCGAUAAUGAAGCGGUUCGGUACAAACACCGUUUCGCCCCUCUGUCCGUAUUCGCUCCGCCGCUAGUCCACUACCACGAGUUUUGUGAAAUGACACAGCCGUUACAGUAUGAGAAUCCAGCGAUACUGUAUCUCGGUGGCUGUAAACAUUUUCAACAAGCGAGAACCUUGUUGGAAACCAUAACGACGCCUGAUCAGGAAAUAACAGAUCUUCUGAAAGUGGCCAAAACGAAUUUCGUCGUAUUAAAAUUGUUAGCCGGUGGUCAUAAAAAGGAGUCGACCACUCCGCCAGAAUUUGAUUUUUCAGUUCACAGACAUUUUCCUAUAAUCAAAUUGGUGUAAUUGUAAUUAAGAUUAAAAGAUCUUCCAUUUUGUACAAUAAAAUAUUAUGUUGUAAGGUGUUAUAGAUUUUUCAAUGAAUUUCAAAUAUAUUUCAAAAUAUCAAGGUAUAGUGCCAUCUAUCAGCUUGCCACCACAGCGACGAAUAUAGUGGGUAAACAGAGAGAUAUUCAAGGCGGUUACAGCAUAAAAAUUUGACGUUGUCAUAAUUGAAAUCAGAAAUAACACGUAUGGUCCGUCUCUACUCAGGGACAUCUGAUGGUGUUAAGAUUAUUUGCUCACAAUGACGGAAAUUUAUAGUCUUAUUUUAGGUUGCUCUGCGGUAUUUUUCUGCAGAUCCGACUCGACAGUCCUAUUUCUGAUUGAGGUUAAUGUAUCGACUUUCAUUUUGUUAAACUCCUCAAACCUCCCCUUAAUAACGGUUAUCAAAGCCUCUAAACAAAUAAAGAGAAAAAAAAUAAUGGUUAUAAAAUUUGAGGAAUGAAGUUAGUAGCGUAACCCUAACACGUGUCUCUCUCUGUCGCGAAAAUGGACCAAUCAGAACAAAGUUAUUUUGACAUGUUUACAAGUGACUUAUUUUGAUUGGUGCAUUCUUGGAACCGGAUUAAAGAUUGAGAUUGGGAUAGUUUAUUGAAAACGGCCGUUAGUAUUAUGAUGUAAUAAUCGAAUAUUAAUAAAAGAUUUUUAAAAAAUUGUGUGCUGUUUUAUAGCUUGGCUACCAUAUUUUUUUGCGUUUGAACAUAUAAUUAAAUGGAAUUUAUGCACAUAGUAAUGUAUAUUUUAGUAUUGCCUAAUAAGGCAAAACUAGUGUGUUAUGAGUGGAUGUAUCUUUUUGUAAAAUAUUAAAUGAUAAAUAUACUUAUUUUAGUAUAAUAUUGAGGUAACCGAUAACUAGAUUCUGACGUAUGUAUAGAUUUUCUCUAUGAAUUUAAAUACAAAAGUAUUGAGAAGUUUUGUAUGUAGUUUCAGUGUAGCAUCGAAUUGUGCAAUAAAUGUAUUGAAAUAU
This is a messenger RNA of Manduca sexta (tobacco hornworm), 3351 nucleotides long. RefSeq names its product N-alpha-acetyltransferase 35, NatC auxiliary subunit (gene Naa35). Gene Ontology annotation, biological process: N-terminal peptidyl-methionine acetylation. The transcript has 14 exons. Gene Ontology annotation, cellular component: NatC complex. The coding region runs from base 153 to 2348 and encodes 731 amino acids. The record is from RefSeq and is a predicted model, not a curated record. Lineage: Eukaryota; Metazoa; Arthropoda; Insecta; Lepidoptera; Sphingidae.